Molecule: messenger RNA, 25864 nt
Organism: Topomyia yanbarensis
Lineage: Eukaryota; Metazoa; Arthropoda; Insecta; Diptera; Culicidae
Product: sodium channel protein 60E-like
Exons: 34
Coding region: 3257-11938 (2893 amino acids)
Biological process (GO): neuronal action potential; membrane depolarization during action potential; sodium ion transmembrane transport
Cellular component (GO): plasma membrane; voltage-gated sodium channel complex
Molecular function (GO): voltage-gated sodium channel activity
Source: RefSeq, a predicted model, not a curated record
UAUUCUUAACGACUGGACACGUAUUCCUGGAGCGUUCUGCAAAAGUUAAUACAAUAUUCUGAGUUUUUGGCCCUCUGUUGCAGGAGUGAAAAAGUAUAUGCAGCAACAUUCUGGGUCAUGGUGGCCACUUUUCAAUAAUUAUGCUUUGAAAACGUGCAACGGCACCAUUUCCGGAUUGUUUGGACAGGGACUGGAUUUUUCAACGGUGACAGGACACGUGAAAAUGUGGCCAAUGGUAGCGAAUAGCGGAGUGUUGUUGAAGAAAGUUCAUGAAAAUUGUGCGUGUGUGUAAAAUCAAUUUCGCGAAAACUCUUUUCGCCCGCAACAUUGUGCAUACUGUGUCACCGGAAGGGUGAAUAUCAAUUAUUCAUCGAAAUAAGAGCAACGCUAGAAAGUGACACAAAGUUUCGUCCGGACGGAUGAUUUUUCCCCAGUUCCAGUGGAUCCGUUGGCACACAAACAUAAAACUACUUGGCAGCGACCUGACAAAAGUGCAUGCGUUGUCCUGAAUAGUCAAUGCGCCCCGUUGCUUGGUGGAAAAGCGUCUGCCUUCUUUCGGUUACAACUGAUUCUACGAAAGCACGUUCCAAUCUUUGCCAUCCAAGCACCGAAAGUCAAGUACAUAUAGAGAAAAGAAAAUGUCCCCAAUGGGUACACAAAGUGCGGCUGCAAAAGUCGUCGUCGAUUCGGUGGUGUGAUAGUGCAUCCAGCAACAUGUUUAACCCAUAUUAAUGUGUGGAAAACCAGAACUACUUGGCUCAAAACCGCAGCUGAACUACAUUGUGUGGAGAAAGGACGACAGCGGGUCGGGCUCGAUUCGGAUCGGAGUAAUGAACGAGCUGAGAUUUCCGUGGAACGUUGCUUGAAUGUUUGUGUGUGUGUAUGUGUUUAAAUAAUUGAAUGAGGUGCUGGAAAUCUCUUGGUGAUUAAGCCGCAGAAAAGGAUUAGUUUUAUCGUUACAAAUGAAAUAAAAAGGGAACAUAGUGAAAAACGAAACCUUCUCCGUGGUGGUUACUGUUCGAAAAGGGGGUGGUGGUGCGAAAACUUUCGCCCGUUCUCUCCAUCUUCUCGCUUUUAUAUAGUUUUAUCGCAAUCGAUGAAAGUUCGAGGUUGACAGAGGAAACUUACUAACGUAGUUUUGAGUUGUGGUGGCUCGAGUGUGCCAAGAAGGCGCGCCGCUCUGGAUUGGAGGAGCGGGAUUUAAAUCGAGUAAAUUUGUGCUUCGGGGACUGAAAUAAAGCGUAAGAGAAAGAGUAUUAUUAAAUUGAAAAAUGUGAAUAUUAUGAAGUUCGAUAAUAUGAUGUGAAAUUUCAUUACAAGUAUUUUACCGUGUUGGUAGGAAUACUAACCAAUGGUACGGUUACAAUGUGAUUUGAUAGAGAGAAGAUUUGAUGCUUGAACAGAAGUGAAAUGGCGGAACUAUUCGUGUAUAAUAAAUAAAUAAUAUAUUAAAUUAUAAAAUAACACCAUUUAAGUGACAAUCUACCUACUUAUUGGAAAUUUCAAAUAAAACAGCGGAACUCAGCUGUUGUGAAAAAUUAGUGCUUGACUCAAGUGUGACGAUGUUUUAUUCCAAAAUGAAUCGUCAGCCUGAUUUGAACUGGCAGCAAUAACCGACAGCGUCGGUGUGAUGAAUUGAAUCGAAGAACAAUAGCUUAGGUAGCAGUCGGAACGGAAGUGUAUCAAAAGCGUGACAACGAUGAUUAAUUAUGCAACUAAGCUCGGCAAUAGAAAUGGUGUAACUCGUCAAUCGACGAAUCAUUAUGCCAACAAUGGCAAUGGCGUCGACAUCUGACGUGACCUAGAUCCUGGAGUCCACCAAGCGAGCAAAGUGCGGUCACUGUGGUCUCUACUUCCUGUAAAUGUGUGCGGUUCCGUAAAUGUGUGACGGCAUUGUAAAUAUACCAAAAUAAACUCUCUGAAUUCGGUGAUUUAUGGAGCUACCGAAGGUCCCAGUGUAAUAAUUAUCGUGUCAAACCGACAUGGUCUUAGCUAGUGCCACUCCGUGUGCGUGCAUGCUUCCCCCAGCAGUGUAAAUAGAACUUUGUGCACCUGUCCUUUCGCCCUUUCAAAAGUGUUCCACUGUUGUGAAAAGUGUUUAAUAGUACCAAUGCAAAUGUUGUUAGCUAGUAGAUGUUCAUCAUAGGAGUAUAACCGGAUCCAAAAAAAAGAACAUGUAUAUCAGUUUUCUUUAGCAAAGUUAAUCAUGAAUCGUUAAAUAGCGGUACAAAGAAAGUGCUGCAUUUACCAUAUAAGCCAAAUUAGCCGAAAGGAAACGAAUAGUGGUGAUUAGCAUAAAUAACCAAAAAAAAAAUUCGCUCGUUCAAAACCAAGUUAAAGUUAGUUCACCGUUCACAACUAGAGUGAAGAGAGAAUAAAAUAAAUACCUAGUUUAGCUAUAGCCAGCAAAUAUUCAACGCUGGCGAAACAAAAAUGCUUCAAACCAAACAAAAAGUUAAUCCGUAGCCCUUCGUGUGAGUAUAAAAGUUUGUGUGUUUGUGUUUCUUGUGUAAUACAGCGAGUGGUUCUCAUGCAAAGGCAGCAUUUCGAGGCAAUUCCAAACUACCGCAUAAUGGCAGCAGUACUUGUGGGGUGGAAGAAAAAAAAGCAAACGAUUCGAAGAGGCGAAAAAAUCUGCUGGAACCAGUUGUAAUUGCAGCUAUUAAGCGAAAUAAUAUAAAACAUAUAGUAAACAUAUAAGCGCCGGUAACAAUCAGCGCCGUUAUUAUCGAUAAAAGUGAAAGUUUUAAUCGAAAUAGAAAGGAGGCGACUCUUCGCGACGUCAAAAGCUCAUCCUGAAUACAAUCUAUUCAGUAGUUGUAUAGUGCAACAAAAUUAAGUUUUCAACUGUGUACUGAUAAUAACAACUCAUUGUCGAAACUUUUGACAUUUACCAAUGACAACACAUAUAAAAUAUUAUUCUACAGAAAAAAAUGUAUAGCUAUUAGAAGCUGAUUACUGUGAAAGAUCAUUAGUGCAGCUAGUACUACCACUGAUAGUUGGGUCAUUAAUGUUAAUAGCGUUUCAACGAUUACUACUACAACUACUACUACCACUAUUACUACUACUACUACCACCACAACUACUAAAUUCUGCUUGUGCUACCCUUUGUAACCAAAUAACCAACGUUGGCUUCCGCAUUGUGGUUACUAGUGAGCAUUUUCCCGAUAAUUAGGACGAAUUCCGAGUGAGCUGCAGAAUAAUAAAAGUGUAUGUGUUCCAUACUGGACCGACAGAAGCAAUAACAGCCGCAACAAUGACGGACGCCACGACGCCUAGCGACGGUCAAGGCACAACCGGAGCAAAACAGCAAGUUGUUGCGUAUACUGAAAAGUCGCAGGAUAAACAUGAGUCACGUCACAUCCAGCUGGUGCGGGAGUACGGCUUCCAUCCCCGGUCCAAGGUGCAGGUCGAGGACGGAGCCGUACUGCCCCGUAAGUUCGAACCCUUUCCGAACGAUAUGUACGGCCGGCCGUUGGAGGAAAUCGAUAACUUCAUCUACGAAGAGACCUUCUGCGUGGUGUCGACGCGGUUUCGCAAAAACUACAUCCAUCGGUUCACCGGAACGAAAAGUCUGUUCUGCUUCACCCCGUGGAGCCCCACCCGACGUGCCUGCGUUUAUCUGGCGACGAAUCAGUUCUUCGACUACUUCGUCAUGGCCACCAUACUGUUCAACUGCAUCUUUCUGGCGAUGUCCGAAACGAUCGAGGAAGCGGAGUAUAUAUUUUUAGCAAUUUACACUUCCGAGAUGAUAAUCAAAAUGAUAGCUAAGGGUUUUAUAUUGAAUAAGUACACUUACCUGCGGAAUCCGUGGAAUUGGCUGGACUUUGUGGUGAUCACUAGCGGUUACGCGACGAUAGCGUUGGACGUCGGCAACCUGGCUGGUUUGCGAACAUUUCGCGUACUGCGGGCUCUCAAAACGGUGUCGAUAAUGCCCGGUUUGAAAACUAUCAUCAAUGCGUUGCUGCACUCUUUCAAACAGUUGGCAGAGGUCAUGACGUUGACAAUAUUUUGCCUGAUGGUGUUCGCUUUAUUUGCACUGCAGGUGUACAUGGGCGAACUGCGGAACAAAUGUGUCAAAAAUAUGCCGGAAGGCUGGAACAUCACUCACGAGGAGUGGCGGAUGUGGGUGAACGAUACCGACAACUGGAUAAUCGAUGACGAGGGUAUGCCGAUGCUGUGCGGGAACCUGACCGGAGCUCGACACUGUCCACCAGAACAUACGUGCCUCUGUGUGGGCGAAAAUCCCAACCAUGGUUACACCAAUUUCGACAAUUUCAUGUGGUCAAUGUUAACAACCUUCCAGCUGAUAACGCUCGACUAUUGGGAGAAUGUAUAUAAUAUGGUCCUGGCGACAUGUGGUCCUAUGAGUGUGUCAUUUUUCACCGUAGUAGUAUUUUUCGGUUCAUUUUAUUUGAUUAAUUUGAUGUUAGCUGUAGUUGCUCUCAGUUACGAGGAGGAAGCUGAAAUCACCCAGGAGGAACGGCGGAAAGAUUUAAUCGACCAUCGGGACGAUUCAACCUUCAGCUUCGACCCUGCCAGUUUGAAUGUUAAGCAAUUAAGUAAGCAGCAGCGAAAAAAACUGGACGCCCGGAAGGGUGUCCUAUUGGCGUCCUACUCUCGGAAGAAAACCCGGCGGAGAAAAAAAGGAAAAGAGGAGGGUGGGCGAAAUGAGAACAAUUAUUCCAAAAGUCGAUCGGUGACACCGAGCCCCAGUCCCAGUCCUAGACAUAGCAUAGUGAGGCCACAAGCACUGGCAUUACAGCGAACGAAGGGAAUGCUAGCGACAACGGCGAGCGUUCCACUGCCACCAUCUACCCAGCCACAGAAUCCCAACACGUUGCACCCUUUAGGAGCGCACUAUCGUGGGCAGCUGCUGCCCUCGAGCCGACAGGCUAGUUCGAACGCCAGCGAGGGUGGUGGUAAUCGUGAGUCUUCCUUAGACGAUUCCGGUGUCGUAGAUGACCACGAGGAGCAGGAUGUCACCGCUACGGACCUGGUGCACCCUACUCUGGUAGAGCAGCGGGAAGUAACACCGGUCACAUUGGCGUUAUCACCGCGAGAAGUUAGAAUAAUAAAAUGUAAUGGUAAUUUAGCGAAAGUUAAAAAGCACAGCGUUUAUGCCCUCCAUCCGGAAUACUUGUCGCAAAUUGUUGUGCUAGACGAUCUUCCUGAUAGAAAUUGUGAUAGAUGUGUUCACUGUUGCAUCAACUACGAACGGUGGUUGCAGUUUCAGAAUUGUUUAUAUAAAAUCGUUAAGGAUCCAUUGUUCGAAUUAGGGAUCACACUAUGUAUUGUUUUAAAUACAUUGUUUUUAGCAUUAGAACAUCAUGGAAUGAAUGCGAACGUGCGUGAUGCGUUAGAUAUUGGUAAUAGAGUUUUUACAUCGGUUUUUACACUGGAGUGCAUAUUAAAAGUAUUGGCCCUGUCGAAGGAUUUUUUCCUGUGUGGCUGGAACAUAUUCGAUCUGAUUAUCGUUUCAGCCAGCUUGCUCGACCUAAUCUUCGAGCUGAUGGAAGGCCUAACGGUGUUGAGAGGGUUAAGAUUGCUACGGGUACUGAAACUAGCACAAUCAUGGACCACAAUGAAGGUUCUGCUCAGUAUUAUCAUAUCGACAAUAGGUGCUUUAGGUAAUCUGACGUUCGUGUUGGUGAUUGUUAUCUAUAUUUUUGCUGUUAUCGGGAUGCAGUUGUUUUCCAAAGAUUACACGCCGGACAAGUUUGCGCCGGAUCCGGUGCCAAGAUGGAACUUUAAUGAUUUCUUCCAUUCGUUUAUGAUGAUUUUUCGAAUCCUAUGCGGAGAAUGGAUCGAACCACUCUGGGACUGCAUGCGAGCCGAGGAGGAACAAGGAGCCUCGACGUGUUUUGCGAUAUUUCUACCGGCACUGGUGAUGGGAAACUUCAUGGUUCUUAACUUGUUCUUGGCCUUGUUACUCAACAGUUUCAAUUCGGAAGAGUUAAAAUCCAAGAAAGAGAGUUUCGAGCAGGAAGUCGGCGAGGACUCCAAAUUGGCACGUAGUUUUGAACGGAUUCGAUCGAUCGUUCGUAAAAAGCGCAAUGCCAACAAGGAGAAAAACGAAAACGACACCAACACGCGCCUGGAACGGUUGGUGAACGAAAUUGUAAUCAAACAACGGGAGGAAAAGCAAAAGUAUUCCGCUGCUCUGGUAGUCGCGAAGGAUUCAACCAUUGUAUUGCCGUCCGAUUUAAGGCCACCGGGAGAUAGGGCGGUCUAUGGUCAGAGUUAUCAGGAUACUCUGAUCCAGCGGCUACCAACGGCCGAGCUCUGCUACGAAAUCCCUCUAAAGGAUCGACCACUACGAACGAUCUCCGGUAGCCAGGAAACCGUCUCGCAGAUGGAUGAACGGCAGCUACCCGACGACGGUCCACAGCAGAUGACCGACGUGGAGCGUAAAAUUCUCCAGCAAAUGUCUUCCGGCUUCGGCACCCAGCAGAGUAAAGACGAACCAACGGCAACGGAAUCGCUCGAGUUGCGUACCUUCAACCGUAUCAGUUCUUCCGAGAUCGAUCCGAACGAACAAUCGAUCCACAUCUCCGGCUCGCAACCGUACGACGAAGCCUACCUGCAUUAUCAGAAAUCACUGCUGAACCGGUCACCCAGCUACCGGAAAUCACUGGACAGAACUUCAUCGCGUGCCUCCAGUGUGAACUCGCUGGCCAAGUGCCAUUCGCCGCUGGUGCAGGAAGUGCUGAACGCCGGUUCGACCUACCUGCGCAACAGCAACAUAUCGCUCAUUCAAACGCCAACGCCGAGAUCUAGACGUGAAGAUAAUCAUUUUUUAGUAGCCGAUAGGAAAAGUAGUUUAGACAAAUCGUUAACGGCAUCGCCGUCGCAUAUGGCCUCACAGCCAUUCAGCCAACCACGUUCGCCAAGUACCAGCAGUAGCAUGCGCAAGGCGGUGCUGGCCGCCAAUCGUCUUUCCGACCAUUCGCUCAAUACACUCUCAAUCGAUCAGGACGAUCUGAUGAACCAGAUGAAUCUGAAGGACGAAUUGCUCAACUGCGAGCAGAAGGAGUUGUUUCAGUUCCUCAACGAUGACUUCGACAAUAGUAACAAUUAUUUCAGCGAAACCGUGGGCUACGGCAGUGCACUAGUCGAUGCGGACACUGAAAGUCUACUGCUGAAUAGUGCGCACUCUAAAAAGGAUGAGCUUAUCUACUCGCCCGAUCGGAAAGUCUCCAACGGUAGCCUAAAGUCUAAUUUAAGUAGUAUAUCUAAUUCGAUCUUUCAAGCGCUGGAGAAUCGCCGAGGGGGUAGCUUAAGUGAAUCGUUGGAAAAACAACGACCAACCAUCGCGGUGGACAAUGGGAGCUUACUAUCGCGAAGGAACAGCGAUGAUAAGGAACCCCUGGUAAAGACUUCCGAGUUCGACGAUAUUAUCCAUAGUUUCGACACGGAACUGAAAAGUCUGAAAUCGCUUUCAUUGGGGCGAAGUCAUUCGCAGACGGAGCCACCCGUUUCACCGGAACCGGAGCGACGCAAUUCAGAUACGAGCCCUGCCAAACCUGUGAUGGAGGAAGUGGUCCGUUUGCGAAGACCCAAAUCCAGUACCGUUUGUAGUUAUAAGAGUAGCAAAAAUAACAGUAACACUCAUGGCAAUAAUACUAGUGAUAACGAUAAUAAUGACAGUAAUGUGUGUAACAAUAAUCCUAGGACUAGUACCGGUAACGAUAGUAAUAGCAGUAACACCGAUAGCAAUACUCAGCGCAGCGAAGCGUCCAAACGGCGAAGUCUGGAGAAACAGCGCAACAUUACGGACGAGGAGUUUAACAUGGGACUGGAAAUCAAGAAACUCUGUGAUCAAUUACAGGCACCGUUCGCCACAGCUCAACCCGAGCCCAACGCCGGUAUCCCGACCGGCGGCACCAGCAACCUAAGUACAAUUCCGAUCGUGUUCCGACGAAAAAACGACUUCCACAGUAGCUUCGAUCGCAUCAAACGACUUAGUCUGAUUGAGCGCGUCGAAGAAGGCAACGAAGACGAAAGGGUACAACCACCGAAACCAUCGAGUGAACAACUUCCACGAAAGAAUCUCUCCAGGGAUCGCCUAGAAACACUGUCUCUCAAGAGCAGUUACAGUGUUGAAAAUUGCGAGAAACCCUUGAGCGAAACCAACAGGCAAAUUGGUAUCAGCAUACAGGAGUUUCAACGGAACAUCGGACAAGAGAAUAGCUUGGAAAUACCGAAGCCAGUACCGCCUCCGAAAAAGACCGUCACGUACGGAGACACAUCGAGGCAAAACAGUUCCCAGAUAGCGACUCCGAAGCGAACACCCUACAAGUCCUACGAAUCCGAUGCCCCCUUAAACCUUGCUGGGAAGCCGUGGCACUGUCUGGUUUCUUACGUAGACGACAUCACCGUCGGUGGUCGUCGCAAUUCGCAAGGUGUCUAUGACGAUCCCAUGGCAUUCCCCAGCUUCGGUCGUCGGAAAGCGCCCAAGAUACCGCAAGACUGUUUCCCACAGAAAUGCUACGAAAAAUGCAAAUGUUGGGAAGCCUGCCUAAAAACCGACGCAGGUCAACGCUGGUAUCGCUUUCGACAGUUCAUUCUGCAGUAUGUCGACACCCCUGCGUUCGAGUGGUUCGUGCUGGUACUCAUAUUUGCAUCGAGCAUCACCCUUUGUUUCGAGGACAUCCACCUGGACAAGAACAAGAGCCUGAAGCGGAUCCUGUACUGGACCAAUUUUGCCUUCUGUUUGAUCUUCAUCAUCGAGAUGUUGCUCAAAUGGGUUGCCUUGGGGUUUGCCAAAUAUUUCUCCAGUUUCUGGACGAUACUGGAUUUUAUCAUCGUAUUUGUGUCCGUUUUCUCCCUGCUGAUCGAGGAGAACGAAAACUUGAAAGUACUACGCUCGCUAAGAACGUUGCGCGCUUUGCGGCCACUGCGAGCGAUAUCCCGAUGGCAGGGCAUGAGAAUAGUAGUGAAUGCAUUGAUGUAUGCGAUUCCGUCGAUCUUCAAUGUACUCCUAGUAUGUCUCGUCUUCUGGCUGAUCUUCUCGAUCAUGGGCGUACAGUUUUUUGGCGGGAAGUUCUUCAAGUGCGUUGACGACGAAGGCGAACUGCUACCGAUAGACAUCGUUAACGACAAGUGGCAAUGCUACUCAUCGAACUACAGUUGGAUCAACUCCAAAAUCACGUUCGACCAUGUCGGUAUGGGUUACUUGGCUUUAUUUCAAGUGGCCACCUUCGAGGGUUGGAUGGAAGUGAUGGCGGAUGCUGUGGACGCCCGGGGUGUCGAUCUCCAACCACAACGAGAAGCAAAUCUAUACGCUUAUAUUUACUUUGUAAUUUUUAUAGUGUGCGGAUCAUUCUUUACACUUAAUCUGUUUAUCGGAGUUAUCAUCGAUAAUUUCAACAUGUUGAAGAAGAAGUAUGAAGGCGGCGUUCUAGAGAUGUUUCUAACGGAGUCGCAAAAACACUACUAUACUGCCAUGAAGAAACUGGGUCGGAAGAAGCCACAAAAAGUGAUCAAGCGUCCAAUCAAUCAGUUCCUGGCCAUGUUCUACGAUCUUUCUAACUCGAGGAGGUUCGAGAUCGCCAUUUUUGUGCUUAUCUUCCUGAACAUGUUGACAAUGGGCAUCGAACAUUACAAUCAACCGCAUGCCGUAUUCUUCGUACUAGAGGUUAGCAAUGCAUUCUUCACCACCGUUUUUGGCCUGGAGGCUAUUGUAAAAAUCGUGGGAUUGCGAUAUCACUACUUCACCGUACCGUGGAAUGUGUUCGAUUUCCUACUGGUGCUGGCCUCUAUAUUCGGUAUCCUGAUGGAGGACAUCAUGAUCGAUCUUCCGAUUUCUCCAACGUUGUUACGAGUAGUGAGAGUAUUUCGAAUUGGGCGAAUACUUCGCUUGAUUAAGGCUGCCAAAGGUAUACGAAAGCUGCUGUUUGCCUUAGUGGUUUCACUACCUGCACUUUUUAACAUUGGAGCACUGUUAGCGUUGAUCACGUUUAUUUACGCAAUCAUCGGUAUGUCGCUGUUUGGGCAUGUACGGCAACAAGGCGCCCUGGAUGACAUGGUCAAUUUUGAGACGUUCGGAAGAAGCAUGCAACUUCUAUUUAGACUGAUGACAUCGGCCGGUUGGAACGAUGUACUGGAAUCACUAAUGAUUCAGCCCCCUGAUUGUGCCCUUACCAAGGAUCUUUCAAACGGAGACUGUGGCCAUCCGCUGCUAGCGAUAACCUACUUCACUAGCUUCAUUAUAAUCAGCUAUAUGAUCGUAAUCAACAUGUACAUAGCUAUUAUUUUAGAGAACUUUAAUCAGGCCCACCAGGAGGAGGAGGUCGGUAUCGUCGAGGACGAUCUGGAAAUGUUCUACAUCCGGUGGUCGAAAUAUGAUCCUCAUGCGGGACAGUUUAUACAUUUCAAUCAGUUGUCUGAUUUUAUCGCAUCGUUAGAUCCACCACUGGGAAUCCCAAAACCGAACACGGUGGCCCUAGUUUCGUUCAAUCUUCCAAUUUCCAAGGGUAAUAAGAUCCACUGCUUGGACAUCCUACACGCUCUGGUCAAACACGUGCUAGGGCAUGUUGAAGAGACUGAUAAUUUCAAGCAGCUGCAGGAUCAGAUGGACCAGAAGUUCAAGAAGCAGUUUCCCACCCGUAAAGAGCUGGAAAUCGUUUCGUCUACUCGCAUCUGGAAGCGGCAGGAGAAAGCGGCCAAAACAAUUCAGACUACUUGGCGGGAGUAUCUGAGGCUCAAAAAGGAACGCGAUCGUUCCCCGAUGUCACUGGAGGACGAAAACACCCAGAAUUCCAGUCCCGGCGGAUGGCAAGCCAAACUGUCAGCCCUCAACUUCCUGCAUCUUCAGGUUCACCGUCGAGGAACUGCCACGUCCAGCCGUGCAUCGUCACGCAAAUCAUCUCGCGCUUCCGACGAUUCCAACCUCAGCGAACUGGCCGGGCCAUGGCUAAAUCUUCCACUCAUGCUCGUUUCCGGUACCAGCGAUAUGGUGAAGGAAGUUAAACAACAGCAAGCCACCGGUUUGGAGCUUAAAGAUAACCCCGAUGGAAAGGGUGGUGGUCGCCGACGAAGUUUCUACAACUUUCCGUUCUUUCUGCGCCAUCAGGAUGCUGUAGAAGAAGCGAACAACUCACCGCAGCCACAAAAACGACCGAUCAAAAGCAGUGAAACAAAUUUAUCCCUGAAUGCAUCUCUAGAGAAAACAGUACCUAUGGUGGCUCCUUGCACUCCCACACCAAAACACAAACGGGCGACAAGCUUUGUCAAAAAGAAACCUCCUCUGGAACGAGGCUUCUCAGCUCAAAGCGCGUUGCGGCUUAACAGGAAUGCAACAGUUGCUGACGAAAGUCUCUCUGCUUCAACAGCUGACGUAAGUAUUCUAGUAACAGAACCAUCUCCGGAUGUUCCCACGGGACCGAAUCUGUCGGCAGUGCCUGGCGAAGCAACGUUAGUCCAUGUCUUAGUUCAUCGCGAAAGUGAAGAAUACCAGUCCGAUGUCGACGACAAAGACGAGACCAAAGUGAAAGAACCCCGCGACCCUUCCAAAGCUAGUGAUAUUAAAAUCUCCCCUGGCACGAAUGUUGAUUAUCAAAUUCUAGGUGGCAGCGAUGAUAUUCCAAGGCCUGUAGUCACCAUCUGUGUCGAGAGUCCGAAGGAAUCACCGGACACACCUGAACAGCCACAGCGGCAAGAAACCGUGAUCGAUAUCGUCGAUCCGGAACCGAUCGAUGUUAAUCUUCCACGCGAUACCUCCAACAUAUUCUACGACUACGAAGAACCAAAGGAUGCGAAUCAAAGCACCCCGGAAAUCCCUCCCAGAUCACAUCCGCCCGAUCCUUUGCAGGAUCUGGACCGGAUCGAGUACGAUACCCAACAGAUGAGUAGCAGUACAAGCAGCGCGACUAGCAGCAACAGCUCCGGCGAACCGUCUCCUCCCUGCACCGAUGAGCAACGAAGAAGUAGCUGACCAACCGAGUCCCCGAACAACGGAGACAACGACAUCGGAAGCGGCCAACCGAAAACCAGUAGUAGUUGACAAUCUUCUUAUUCUUUUUGAGUGCAUUUUUGGCCGCCAGUAGGACACUGGCACUCUGUAGUUCAGCGACAUGUUUUACCUCAUUUGUCGAUGCUUGUUGGGUAGGAAGUUCUACAACUUUACCGGCAAACAUUCCACGAGCGCGGCUUGGGUUACUCAUCCCUCCACCCUCUUCCCUGUGCGUGUAUGUAGUUUGAUGUAGAUAGUUUUUAACCAGUUGCACUGUUGAACGUGCGGAUUGUCGAUUUCAGUUUUAACUUUAGGGAAUACAGUAAGUAUUGGAUCACACAUAGAAAGUGUAAGGUUACGCCGUUUUUGAGUUCAAGAAAAUCUCCUUGAACUGAUCACCAGCAAAGAACCAUUUCAAUCAGAAAGAUAUAUUUUUGACGUUUUUCUAUCCGUAGCGUUUGAUAGCAUCUCAAAUCGACUUUGUUAAUUGUGUGCGAAGGCUAUGCUUCGUUGAGGAAGCAGGAGUAUUUUGAUCAACUGCUUUCAAAAAAACAAUUUCUCCAUAUCUGAACGAGUUUACUUUGCAGGAUAAUUCAGAUUUGGGCAGAAUAUGAGAUUCGAACUGCCACUAGUCACUUCAGUGACGAAGAUUAGGUUAAACUUUGAUUUAAAAUUCAGAUCAAGUUGUAUAGUCUUCGCAACUAAAAUUUAUAAAUAGUUCAGUUGACCUAAUUUUUAACAAAUAUUGUUAAUUCAAAUAAAUAUAACAAACACAUUUGAACUAUUCAUUGCGGCCAAACUAGGCGGAAAAUGUAGUUUUGAUACUUAUUAAUACUUCUUGUCAAACAAGAUAAUUUAUUUUUGUAGAAUUCUUAAUAUAACAUGCGGAACGAAUGCUUGAACGAAACUUCAUACGAUUCAAACUGAAAACAUAUCUUUUGAUGAGUGAUUUUUCCUCUCUUUAUUAGAAACUUCAAUAUCAAUAAAAGAAUUUUAAAUCCAUCUAAAAGUAUUUAUUUUUGUUACUAAACGUCAUAGUUCAAAUGCAUUUUAUCCAGAAAAUCAAAAACAGUGGGAACGAAUACAGAAAAUAUUUUGUAGCCACCAGGUAUUGCCCACAUGAACCACAAAAAAUACGACACGAAAACAAGAACAUGUUCAAACAUCUUCAAUCGAAUUUAUCGUAGCUAUCUAUUAUAUUACGAAACAAUUAUUUUACUAUUACUGAUAAAUCUAUAUUAGAACUGCAAAUAAUCCAGAGACAAAAAAUUGCUCAAAGAGAAAGCGACCAUACCAAAUAAAAAUUUAAAAUCGCCAAGAAAACCAAAAUAAGCGAUAAUCGUGCAAAGAAAUAUAAGAGAACAUGUGGUAAAGUGCAUAUUCUAAUUAUUUGUAAAAAAAACGAAAAGAAAAAAGUAACCCUGUCUAAACCAGGCUGAAACAAUUGAAAAAUAUAACUCCGAUUCUAUUGUUUUCUAUUCAUUAAAGGCGCUUUUUAUUGGUGCUUCUCCACAAAAACCGUGUACAUAGAACGGAUUCGAUUCUCGAUGCGCCUCAAUUUACAAUCGCUUCUCAUAUGCACUUAUUUACGAAAAAACCAACGCAAAACCACUGCGACCAUCAGUCGAUGACAGACAAGCACAUCGGUAAUUACACACACACGCACGCACAAACAACGGUGCGCAGGCAGUACAAACCAAUCGAUAUAAUUCCAUGAAACAUAAUUAGAAGAAAAAUCGGUGAAAACGAUUUUCUGAACCACAGCUUCCACGAAACACGAUGUUGUUAUGUCACACCGAAUGCAGCAUGAAUAAUAUUUUCGAAACUAAUCUCUGGAGCAAAAAAGCCAACAAAAGCUAAUGCCAGACCUGAGUGUAUAUAAGGAGAGUGACGACACUGUCAAAAUUGGAACAAUGAUUAUUUGUCAGUGUCAUUCCAAACGAGUCAAAUCCAUGUAUUUUGAGAGGUCAUUUGUUCGUUUGGAAUAUUACUGACAGAUAAUCAUGACAGUUGUCUUCACUCUCCUUACAUACACUCUGUGCCAGACAACAAAUACGCUAAACAGAAAACUUGUUACUAGUAUGUAGUAACGAAAGCAGCCGUUCUAAGGAAUCAAUAAAAAAUAUUAGGAAAACUAUUAGACUUUUGUUCAGAUUGUAGAAAAAGUAUGUUCAGUUUUUAUCGUUUCGAGAAACCUCGCGUUUGAGGAAAUUGGCCUCGUGUCGGUCAGACCUCACGAGCCGAUGUUCGAUAAGAGUUAUACACCAAAUAAAUGUGUAAUUAAAUAGAGUAAACAAAGCGUGAUGCACCCCAGAAAUCAUAUUUGUCAAAAAAUAUGUUGACAGGGCGAGCGAAAAUAAAUUGAAACAAUCGCAGAACAUGCUUAAUUUGGUUUGUUGUUACACCAAUAUUAACUUAAAAUUUUGAACAAAAUCAUUUAUUUGGUAAACAGAAAUGCACUAAUCGUAAGACACAAUAAUUAAGUUUGUAAACGUAGUAUUCUAUGGGGCUUGAGAUGCGACGCAUUUGACACACAAAUGAAAAUCUGGUCGGAAGCUUUUUUCGUAAUAUUCAAGCAGUCGCUAGCUAGGCAAUGGUUUGGGCCUCCACACUGAUUUCGAACGGACAAUUUUGGGCAUGUAACAAUUCCCAACUAACAAAUUUUGUUUUAUAGUAAACUUGAAACCCAGUUUCAUGAAAUCGAACAUUACAUCAAUUACUCUACAAAACUACUUCAAGACAGCCAUAAACCCCUCUUAAGACGAAAUAGGCCCAUACUUCAGAUGGUUCUCAAGAGUAUUUUCCAAGGUUCUCAUAGAACUUUCAGGUUCCGUUGAUACACUAUUAUUAUGGUAUUCAAGACUUACCAUAAACUAUGAAAAAACUACCAUAAGUUUACCAUAUAAUUUCCUUCUUCAAGAUCCAAUAGUGCUUGCAGUUGAUGGCAGUCCUCGACUGACUGAAUGACUAAGUACAGCUUAAGGUCGUCGGCAAAUAUGAGCUUGCACCCGGAUCCUGACACUACUGCUACAGCACUAAAAAACAGUGAGAAAAACAGUGGGCGCAGAUUGCUGCCCUGCUGUACACCUGAUCAACUGGUAAACGAAGCCGAUAUACAAGAGUCCAAUUUCACACAAAGCGUUCUGUGCUCUGUGACGGGAGCGUAGCCACGAGGUAAGCUUGUCGGACCCUGCUAACCAAAAAGGUACUUAAGUGAGCGAUAUCUAGCGGAACAGUUACUAAUGCGAUAUCGGUUUUCUAAUCAGAUGCAUAACAGGGAGCAAAGACGGAUGCGAAAUGAUUGACAAACAAUUCACAAGUUGUUGCAGUGGACGACGCUGUCAUUUUAUCGAGGUACACAUUGGAAGACAUGCUGGAAUUCUUCCGUUUAGAAUUUACAAAGUUCCAAAAUCCUUUAGGAUUACUUCGUAAGCCUACUUGAACUCGUUGUACGUACAAUCUAUACAGAAUAGCCUUGAGAUUCUGGUAUGCUUCACUGGCAACAUGAAAGUUGCGACUCGUGGCCGGCGAUCGAUUGCGACGAAGUUGGCGUUGGCAUGCACUUCGUUUUCGGCGAAGAGCUCGCAGCGUCGAUGUACUCCACGCCAAAGAAACAAGCUGUCGUUCAGGGCCGGCGGAACACGUGGGUAGUAUGGGUAGUACUACCCACUCGAAAAUUACCGAGAGGGUACCCAUACCACGUGGGUAAUAUGGGUAGUACUACGCACUCGAAAGUUUGGAACAAACCAAAAGCUGAGAUUAGCUGUCUCGCGCACAAAAUGCAUGCGCCUGAAAUUCUAGACGUAUAAUAAUUUCAUAUUUCUAUUCAGAUAAAAAAUUCGUUGCUUUACAAUUAAUUAGAAAUAAUUUUAAGGAUUAGAUAUACAAUUUGUGAUUUUCCAACAUGAAUAAUUACUUGAUAAAAAAUUGAAACAAGGAGAAACACUAGUUGGCUUUUCAUAAGACAGAUAAAAGACAUACACAAGAGGGAUUGAUUCAAACAUCAGUAGCAAAGACCGUAUCAGGGAAAGUGGAGAGAGGCAAACGGAAGAUCGCUGUCAGGACAUCAUGAACCGGAUCGCCGACUGGCCUCAUUGGAUCCGCUGAGAAAUCUUGAGAUCCGAUUUCCAGGUGCUGUUAUCAUGUCAACUCAAAGAGAUAACUAAAUUUGGAUAGCGUCUAUAAAAAUAUGUGUUUGUCAGACAUAUAAGAGAUAUCGAGGAUAGUCAGCACAUUUCGGACUGGAAUGAAGCCGAAGGAAUUCGUUAAACGGAGUUCUAGCGCUAGAACACUAGGCGCACGACCAGACAACAUGUUUAAUGUUACGAUAACCGUUACCACAAGCGCAGAUACCGUUCUCCACGUCCCCAAUACACCGAAGAUGCGCAUUUAACAUACAAUGAUUGGACAUUAUCCCACAAAAUUUGCCCAUUCUCAAGCGACCUCUGCAAAAAAUACUGAAAAAUUCGUUGAAGCUACGAACUUUCAUAUAUAGGCUAACCACCAUUGGGGCCAAGGGGUCUGUUGGAGUUGACACAACAAAUAAACUCAAAUAUCUCCUUCUAAUUCCUCAGUCUCCGCCUUCUCAUUACCCGGAAUUGAGCAACAUGAAUGAACUCAAACUAAUAUUUGUAUCUGAUAAUCUGGUACGAUUUUGCAGAUAAAGCACUCAGGAGCCCCCCAGGAAAAACAAGGAUUGAUUUCCAUACUCCAUGAAGCGAAGAGCCUCCUUGGAAUUGUAACGAUGUGGACAUGGUCGUUGAUAAGUUUAAAGUUUCGUGGAGAGAAUGUUUGCAGCACAGCCUCUUUUAUGAUCGUCCUCACCACUACUGUCCUAAUAACUAGCAUAGAAGCUAUGCAUAGCUUUCAUCAUGUGGCGAACGUUACGAUGAUAUGCGAACUACAAUGCUUAGCGAGAGCAUUAGUGUUUUUUCGGUCCUGGCGAAUGAUGCUAAAAUUGUGAAAGAUCUACGUCAAAAGUUAACCAGGUUUUAUAUAAUAGAAAUGCAUAAAACUCAGGAAAAUAAUAGGACUGUCGCAUUUACUCCGAUUUUGCAACAGUACCUGUCAAGGGACACUCUCAGGCUUUUACGAGGGUGCUUAGGAGAGGAAAUGAUUCUCCUUUUUCGAAAAUUUAUAGGCAGGUUAUAAGAUGUUCCCUCAAUGAGAUUGUCAGAAUCUCGCUCUGUAGUGAACAAUUGAGCGUGGAAAUUAGUGUUGGCCGGUGGUGUUGCCCUCUUUAGCACUUAUUCUCGGGGCGUAUAAUUUAUAAGCGGCUUAUGUCGACAGUUCAUGCUGAGUCUCUCCACAGAAGGAAAACUUUCCACGAUUCUCUCCGCGUUUUCCAAAUCGUACUUUGUUUAUAAAAUUGGUAAUUCGGUGGUUCCAUUGUUUACAACGACGGCAGUUAAUUCCCUGUGGCACAAAAAGGCGAACAUCGUUCAAAAGAUCAAAGUUUCAGAAGAACAGAUCCGGCGAAAGGCUCGAAAUGAGGCUGAUAAAAAUUAGUUGCAUACCAGAAUUUUCACUGACUGAAGCGAAGGGCUCUGGAAGGAGCCAACCUGAAAUUAAGCAAAAAGGGCCCCUCCCGGAGACUACACCAUCAAUCACUACUUCGCGGGCGGGUACGCAGACAAAAUACUUAGUUGAAAACGACUGGGUGUUUUUUAGUUAAAUCAUGCGACAUAUCGAUGAUAUUAAAUGGAUUACCUUUGGUCCGGAAGUAUACCAUCCAGGGGCCGGUUGUAUUAGAAGAAUGUGGUUUGUAAUGAAAAGGAGACUUAUCGGCAUUAUUUUUGCCAUCGGCGAAAUAUUCAAAUCGUCCUCCAUUAAGUCUGAAAGAAUAUCGAUCGUCGGAGAUACCUCCCCAUUAGUCAAUACUAUCAUCACAGAUUAACAGACAUAACACUACGAGGGAAUUCCCUCAAAAAACAUCGCUCCGGCAAUUUUCCCAGAACACUAGCUUCAUAUUUUAUUCACGGUCCUAAACAUUUGCUGAUGGGUUACCCCUCAGGUUUGGGAACAAUUUUUCGCUAGUGGUCUAUCCCCCAUAUGCUUGUUCAUAUGGCAGUGGCGCCGUAAUUUCAAAUGUAGCCACAGUCUCAACUACAAAUUUAUUUAAAAUGACCGUGAAAGUAGGCGAAGCAUUGCCUGCGAGUGUUAUGUCUGUUAGACCGUACUAUCAUGCGGGAUUCAGUAUCCUGCUAUCACAGGGAAUGUAAAAUCAAUGCAACGAAAUUUACGAAACAAACGGAGUUAUUUGGUCAUUAAAUGAGAAAAAAAAUUAUUACAUACAUCGAUAAAGCUGAUAUCCGUGAUGACAACAAUGUUUUUUCCAACUCAGGAAACGUGAAAAUAAAAUUUAAAUUCAAAAUAAAGAAAUAUUUGACACUAUCAGAAGCAUUUGACAUAUCGAAUUACACGACAAAUGAUGCUCUGUCAGAAAAAAUGAAUACAUGUUUUCCCGGUUUUCCCGCAGGGUUAUUUUUAUUUGACAUAAACACCAUCCAAUGCAUAUAGUUUUUUUUUCAUUUUGGGUGUUGUCUUGAUAAGCCAGAUGUAAACAACCGCAGUUUUCGUAUGUAUGGUUGUCUAUGUUUACAUAAGAUUUAUUUUAAAAAACAAAAGCCAAUCGUUUUUACGUAUUACGACGAAAUUUUUUUCGAAGUAAUGUUAUAUUAUGUAUAUUGGACCUAAAAUUUAUCGAAUGGAAUGGAAAACUAUAUAUAGCUUAAUGACCCAAUUGGUACUUUGCUAUACAAAUGUUCCAUAUAGUAUUAGUAAUCAACAAAUACAUUUUCGCUGAGCCGUUGAUCAUACAACCCGUUAACAAAGAGUGUUUCCAAAUAGCGAAUUUUCAUUUUCAUUUACUCACGGCAUGUUGGAACUAUCGUCAGUACGGGUAGAAAUCACUCCGAAUCUUACUACCCACACAGACUAACAGACAUAAUACUCGAAAACAGUUCUUCGCCCGCUUUAACGGUCAUUUUAAAUAUAUUUUUAGUUGGGACUGUGGUCGCACUUGAGAUUAUGGCGCCACUGGUAUAUACGCAAGUAUACGGGGGAUAGACCACUAGUGAAAAAUUGUUCCCGAGCCUCAGAGAUAACCCUUUUGCAAAUGAGUGGUUGGGACCGCGUAUAAAAGGUGGAGCUAGUGUUAUAGUAAAAUUGGCGGAUCAAUAUUCUUUUAAGGAAUUUACUCAUAUUUUUAUGUCUGUUAAGUUUGUGCAACCCACUCGGGAAAAAGUGUUCCGCCGGCUCUGCUAAAACGACUGGGAUAUUAUUCCGUAGCUAAUCCUGAACUACUCGGCAGAAGUUUAUUCAUUGCAUUGCAUCUGCAUCGCUGUUUCCUAGAUGCGUUGAUAAUGCGAUAACUGGAACAACUACCGGCAUAGCUGAGCAACUAGGCGAUUGCAUCAAUAGCGGUGGGUGGUGCCUGUCGACGGGCAAAAGGGGGACACUGACUUAUCGACCGAAAGGUUGUGGUCCAUCGAGCAGAAAACUAUGUCAAGGACCCUACAUUAAACUAGCUAAGAUUUUAAAAAUCCAUUCCCUCAAUUGAGGCGGUGGCAGCAUUUUCAACUUGAAUGACGUUGUCAUGCGAUAACCAACUCAACCGUGGUUGAUUAUAAUUUCCGCAAACCAAGACAGUGUCCUCAAUCGACCCUUGUCACAAAGCUCACGCACUGAUGCAAUGUGUAACUCAAUCAUACAGACAUCUUCUGUUAUCUGGAGGAAUAUAUAUUGCACAAAGAAAAAGCAUACGUCCAUUGAUGGAUGAGGAUACGCAAACUUGUUCCAAAUUAAUCCUGUGGGUAAUGUUCACACGUGAACUAGAAUGUUGCUGUGCAACAGUGAUCAGAACACCUCCGAAGGUGGAUGAAGAUGUUGUUUUUGUUCCUAUCGCAACAGAAUACAUUAUAGGAACUGCCGAAAAUUAGAAGACUCGAUCCGAUCAUCAAGAACAGUUUCUGUCAUAAUAAUGACAUCGAAAUUGCAAUCACGUACAGCAAGAAAAGCAACAUCAAUUUUGGUUCUCAAGCCGCGUACGUUCUGGUCAUAAAGCCAGAUACUGUUGUGGUGAUCAUGUAAAACAGAGAGAGUUUGUGUCUGCAAAUGAGUAAACUCUUUCAACGUGUGUGUAGCAUUGAUUUCCCGAGACAGUAGUUAGUGGACCAGGUAGGUUGGCGAAAGGUAAACUAUAACGUCUGUCAUUGUGAGGUUUCUCUUAAUGUGAUUGGAGUAUCAAUCCUAGCUUCGUGAAGACAUAUACUCUCAAUUAUUUUACCUGCUGAACCAGGGUCGGCACUGAUUUCGGACUACGAGUAAUCAAUCCUCGAGCUAGCCAUCUUCAUGCACCCUAAAUAAAGUGGACAAUCCAAACUCCACGCAGCGUGACUCACGUGGGUUUUCUCGGUAGCAGACUAUACUGUUGCAUUCAUCCCAACACAGUUCACACACUUCGCGUUUGCGGCGUCGCAGUCUUUGGCUUUGUGGCCUUCCGCACAUUUUGGGCAAUCUACUGGCUUGGAGCAGGCCUGUGUUUUGUGGCCAUAUUUGGAGCAAUUGUUGCAUCGGAAAACUACGACGUCUUCGAAGAUCCGGCAGCGGUCCUAGUCAAUGUAGACACGUUUAAGUUUUAGCAAGCAGUUGUAGGUUUUGGCAUCAGUUUCCAAUGUUAUUACAAAGGGAUUGUUCUUCACAUGUUCCCGUUUCUGAGAUUUCACGAUUUUAAGUUCACAUGAUUCCGGCAGACUGUUCUAUUCUUUUAGUUUUCCAAUAAUUUUAUCCUGGGCAAAUUUUUCCGAGAUUCCAGUGAUUUUUGUUCUGGAUUUGAGAGAUUUUUGAAUCUCGUUGUCAUAUUUCUCGGAGAGCAACUCUUUGGAAGUGAACACAAGUUUUAGAGCUCGCUUGAAUUACAUCUAACUGCUACCGCGCCAUUAUCUUUAAAUCUCACAUCUUUGACAGAGAAUGUAGUCGGAUCAAGGUUAAUUCGGAUGUCUUUUUUGGUUAUUUCAGCUAUUUGAGACGUUUUAGGAUUGAAAAUCAACGUUCGUUCGAUCUUUCGCAUAGUUUUUGACUUCGGUGUUAGCAUUUUAUUUUCACACUCUGUAAAAGUUGACAGAAGUUCUAUAACUGCACAGCGUCGUGCUCGUUAUCACUUUAUACACAGACUUGCGGAGACAAAAACAGUAAAACUAGCAACCAUGAAUGUAAACAGGCAUCACGGAAGCUCCCAUAAGUUUUGCAUGGGCUUCCGCUUGUACUUCCUCUCUCAAAACCCUCAUGCUCGUUUAGCUGCACUUUUCGACAGUCCGUUUAGCUGCAAUUUUUUACACUUCGCUAGUCUGUGUAUAAAAUGUCUGUAUCGUAGAGCUGAUGUUAUUGUAAUUAAUCUAAUUGAACUCCGAUACAGCAGGGCUGCCAGGCACAUGUUGAAUUAACGAUUAAAAAAUAUUGUGAAUAUUCUAGGAAAACUUUAGUUGAAAAUGGAGCGGCUUCUUGCACUGCUAGAGAACACAUAUCUUGAUCAAAACAGAUGUUUCGUGCUUCUUGACCUCAACAGUCUUAUCAAAAAAUAGUGUUGAAACUCUAUAUGAGCAUUAAUAGAAAAAAAAAUGGGGUUAAAAAUAUAAAAACAAUCGAAACAAACAUAAGCGAUUCAGUACCGAAACUAAAUAGUUCAUGCUUUGAACUUGGGAUCACAUAUAAGGAAACAAUUUUAGAAUUGAAAAUAGGCUGCUAUCCCUACCUACAAUUCAUGUUUUAACAGUUGUACCGGUAGUACUCAGAUGGGUGGAACGGGUUUGUUUCUUGUUCUUACCAGUCGCUAUUGUAUAUCUGUUGCUAUCAACAUUUGCUUCUUUAUUGAUGUUGCUGGUUGUUGCUUUGGAGGCACUGGGUGCAAUCGUUGUUUCUGCUCAGUUGGUACUGACUAAGGCUUCGAGAUACAGAAUGCAUUGGGUGGCCUUCUGAUUGUGUUUUUGGAGCAUAUGUCGAAGGUUUCGGCGUAUUUCUCUCCGUAAUGUGUCAUCUGGUUACAGAGCUGGCACGUAAGGAUCUGACCAGAGUGGGUGCCCAGCAUUAUUUGGAUAUAGGUAGUGUUAAUGUUGGUGACAAAAGUCAAAUAGGAAGAGAUAAGUUUGGUCAACAACAUACCAAUCACGCGAACGCCGUUGUGAACGCCAGUUAAAAAGUUUCGUCAAGUAUCGCUCGUAACGAGUUCUUCAUAUUGCGAAAUGAUUUUUUAUUGUCUGUUUUGGUGCACGGUGCUAGGUCUUGUGGACUUCUUAACGUUACCCGUAUACAAUUACGGACAUAAGGGAGGGGGGCUCUGGUGUAGUGAGUAAAAAAAAUACACUUAUUUUUUAUCCGCUUAAUUGCUCGGUGGCCACGUUGAACUUCUUUUGUUUCAAACGGCCAUGCAUUCCACGCGCGCGUUUGCUAUAACACACGCAGAUUUCAAUCUAUCAGCAACAAUUUUCGAAAAACUGACAUCGACAAAAAUACAGUGUAAACAAUACACUCUUAACUACCUUUACCCAAAUUUUCAUGAGAAACUGCCCAAUGGGUUAUUUUCUACAGCAUUUUUCCCGUGAUGCAAUUUGAUGUGGGACACCCUUUAAUCGCGUUUUUCUCGAAACUGCGUUUUUCAAAUUGGCGAACACGAUAACUCAAAAACUAAUCAACGAAUUGACUUGAUUUUUUUUAUGGGAAUGCACAAUAUAAGUAGCCUGUUGGUGAACCACAGAAAACCGAAUAAAAAAAAAUGUCCCCCUAAUAUUUAGAAGAAAAGUGAGCGAAUUUUACAGUAAAAUAGGAGAUUUUUCUGUUUUCAUGAAGCCAUUCUCCGAAGCUAGAACUUUUUUUCCAUUUUUCUUAGUUUAUCGAGUAAUCUUAAAUCUUAUUGAAUUUCUUGUGUCGGAGAAUUUUAUCAAGAGUUAUCGUGGUCGCCGCGGCGCUCCUCGACGUGGAAAUGGUUGGACGUCUACUCUUGGAACGCUCGUAUGUGUAGCUCCGCGUGACUGAAAGGAUUUUCUUUUCGUACACAAUGAAUGUAUAAAUUUCUGCCUUUUACAAAGCGUUGCCAAAAAUUGGUUUAAAACGUAUGAAAAAAAUGUUAGGGAAAGUGGUCGGCUGUCGGCAGCCCCACGUAACUUUUGACUUUGUGUGUUAUAUUAGCACGUUCAUUUUGUACCGAUUGCUGAAGCAAACAGACUCGUAUGUUCUGUUCCACAACCAAAAUAUUUUUUGAACAAUUAACUCAAAAGUUUUUACAUCAUUUGCUUAGUAUUACAGAAAGAAGUAAAUCGAUCAAAAAUGUAUGCGUAUUUGAUAUUAGGGAAGGGAAUUUGCUUUAUUUUGUGAUUCAACAUUGAAUGCCACCGAAAUGUUUGCCACAAAUUUUGUUUUGUUCAGUUUUCAAAAAGGUUGCUAAAAUCGGUUGUCGUCCCCUCAUUUUUUGUGAUAAAUGCUGAGUUCUCUAUAACGUAAUCAGUAUGAGAAUUUUCAGAACGGGCUUUACGAAUGAAUACCAUAGAUCGAUUUUUGAUACUAUUCUCAAAAUCAAGAUGGCGAACAACUUUGUGGCAGACACCAACUUUCUAUCUCCAUUGAAAAGAUGCAGCGGUGAAAACACGAUCAGUUCUCCAUGGAAACUAGAAAAAAUCCCAAUCAAUUUUUCAGAAAAUUUGGUGGGGGAGCGAGGAUUCCCUACAGACCACUCCCCUCUGACUUCGUGCCAGCGUGGACUUCUAUCUGAAUUGUCUGAAGCUUGAGUCAAAAAAUGGACUGCCUGAAACUCACUCAAUUGUAGUGAAUUCGAUCAAUCAUACACAUAUUGUGGUUCUGAUAAAGAAUGAUGUUCAAAAUGCCUUUAAUGGUUGUUGAAAUGAAUAAAUUUCCUUUUUCCUUUAAAUCUUGAUGAUUUUUAUUCAUGUUUUUCCAUUUUUAGUAAAUUUUCUUAGGGUGCCGACAACCGACCACAUUUUUCUAAAUGGUAAAAAAUGAUAAUUUUACUAAAUCGUUAGUAAAUUUUUUCAUGUUGACAGAAUCAGUUAAAUUUUUUUAACAGUUAUUAGCUAAGAUUUCUAGCUUUCUGUUGGUGUGCUUAUGCCUCUAUAUUGUGCAAUUUUAGUAAUGUUGUGAGUCAAAAACAAAAGGGUGCCGACAACCGACCACAUUUCCCUUCCCGCAUUUCCCAAAGCUUGCUAGAGUAUUUUAUUAGAUUCAUUUGCGUGAUUAAAUGCGUCGCAACUCAGCAAAGUCAAAAAAACAACAACUGUUGGAUGCAAUAGUCUCCAGAAUGCAACCAGGUUCUGGAUUGGUUCGAUUCCGAUAGUUUUACGAGCAGUCAAUACAGACAGAAAAGCUUCGAUACGCUUAAUGAUGUUACACAUGUUAAUACAAAGGCCACACAAUAAAUGCAAUCGGUUUCCGUGUAUAUAAAUAUGUACAAUUAUGACAAAAAUGCGUAUGAAAUAAUCAUUUUUAGACACAAAAUGUGAUGUUGAUACCUGAGGUUAUCUGUUUGCAAGAUUAAUUUAUCAUUGAAAACUUUGACUUGAAGGUAAUUUCGAAAUUACUGAUGGAAGCUAUUGAUCCAACACUGCAAACGGCCCACAACAGUAGACAAACUUUUGCUUGGACAAAUUCAAACUUUAAACAACGGACCAUUAUCAGUAGGUAAGCGCAAAAUAACAAAAAAUGGAGAAAUAAAAAACGAAAAAAAGGAAAGAAAAACAAACAUAUACAACCAAAGGAAUAACAACUGUUCGUAGUAUUACGUAUAAUAAGAAUUCAGAACAAAAAUAUUAUGAUAAACAAUAAGUCAAUUAAAUUGUAUAUUUUUAUAGAAGAGAAGAUAGUAGAAUACGGAAAAGAAACCAUUAGAGAAUAUUUAUUGAAUUCCACCUUUAAACUAGUUUCCCCUAAAUUCCAAGAAUGACGAGCAUCUAAAUUGUACGACCCACUACCACAUUCAAUUAGCUCAUACUUCCAUUUAUUCAUUUCAAAGAGGAAACAAAUGUAAUCAUUAUUGAAAUAGAGAUGGUACAUAUAACAAUAUAAAACUCGAAUUCUGUAAAUUAUGUAAAUAUACAAAACAAAAAUAAAAUAAAUUCACAAUAAUCACAUAUUCCGAUAUAGCAAACCAAAAACAUUAAGAUCUGAACAUACACCAGAAUGUAAUAAUAUUAAUACUUAAUUAGAUAUUAAAAACAGUAAGAGAUGAGGUGGGCGGGCAAUUUUUUAGUUUCGUCGCUUGUUAAGUAGUUUUAGAUUUUUACAACGAUGAACCAACCAACCGCAGUGCUAAAUCAGUAGCAGUGAACGAAGAUGAACAGUUUGACGUACGGUGACAUAGGUAUUUCGCAUAUUGCAGCUAUAGUAUACAAAAGUUUUAAAUUGCUGUCACGAAAAAUCUUAGUUUUGACAGAGCAGUAUAUGUGUGCGUGCAUCCAGUAUAGUGUGGAUAGCGAAAAUCGUCAUAGAAAGAUUUCCCGUGAUUAGUUUCGACCAACCAACAAUCGGAUACUUAAACAAGAAAAGUUUCCUUAAUUAGGAGAAUUCAAUCAGUUAAGAAUGCUUGUAAGGCGAGGGGUGAAGCAAUGUAAAAUAUAUUUGAUUGUUAUAUCAAAGAUAAAGCAGCAAUUCCUUAUGGAUCAAUUUGUAAAAAAGAAAACAAACAGAGAAAAAGUAUAGAUUUUUUAUUAAUAGCAAAUAAUAAGUUUACAGAUAUUUGAAAUGUAGCGAGUUAGUUAGAAUUUUGUUACAAUAUUGAAAAGUUCUUAUUAAACUUGAUAGAUAAUUAUUGAAAAGGUUGUGUAAUAAUUUGAGAUUAAAACAUGAAAAAGUGAAAACAAAUCGAAUGAAUGUAAAUAAAAAGUAGCUUUGAAACAAUUGAAGAAA